UCUGCGUGUGGGUUCUGUAGUAUGUGCGUUGAAGAAAAGCUCCUCUCCCACUGGCUGCUAUGACCUAGCUACCCGGACGACACUUUCUGUUUUCGGGACUGACCGCUGCGUCUCAAACAGUUUUGUAGCGUUUUUUGCCGAUCAUACAUUCAGCACACAGUCGUUUAUGGGUCGCAUUGCCGCGACUUUUUAAUCGAAGCUGCUGGCCCCUUAGGCUAGCUGGCUAGCAGAGCGGUGACAGAGUGGAGCCAGCUGGUCGGACAGAGGUACAGUAACGUUAGCAAACAAGCUAAUUAGCCCCGUAAGACUGAGCCUGGAUUACUGUCUUUAUUCAAAGAGAACGCAAGUCUGCGGGUUUGACUCACUGCGGCAAAAUGAAGAUAACUGUGGAUUUCGAGGAAUGUUUGAAGGACUCCCCGCGGUUCAGAGCAACCAUAGAGGAAGUGGAGGGGGAUGUGUGUGAGUUGGAAUCUAAGCUUGACAAAUGGAUCCCUGCUGAGCAGAGAGUAUGUUCCCUAGCUGAGGGCGAGACUUCGAGCUUGGAAGAUCCCAGUUCAUUGUUCCUGGACUUACAGUCUUGCAGAGUACCACCCUCCUCCUCACUCCACCUCUGUGACUCAGCCCCGGCCUCACUUCCCCUCUUGCUCUGGAGAGGAAGGAUCUGCAGGGGAGUGGUUGGUGAAGUUAUGUAUUGGGAUGAUUGAUGCUGGAAAAGCCUACAAUGCAGCCAACAAGCAGUUUGUUAGCGGAAUCCGGGAGCUAGCCCAGCAGUCCACCAAAGAUGAGGUCAUCGAGUCCAGUCUCACAAAGUUUGCUGAGAGCCUGCAGGAGAUGAUCAACUAUCACACGAUAUUAUUCGAUCAGGCCCAGAGAUCAAUCAAGACCCAGCUUCAAACAUUUGUGAAAGAUGACUUACGCAAGUUCAAAGAAGCCAAGAAGCAAUUUGACAAAGUGAGUGAAGAAAAGGAGGCGGCCCUGAUCAAGAAUGCCCAGGCUCCCCGUAACAAACAGCAUGAGGUGGAGGAGGCCACCAACAUCCUCACUGCCACACGCAAGUGCUUCCGACACAUCGUCCUCGACUACGUCUUACAGAUCAAUGUGCUACAAUCCAAGAGAAGAUCAGAAAUUCUGAAAUCGAUGCUGUCCUUCAUGUACGCCCACCUGACGUUCUUCCACCAAGGUUACGACCUCUUCAGUGAACUUCAACCUCUAAUGAAACUGCUUGGAGGACAGUUGGACCAGCUGGUGGUGGAUGCUGCCAAAGAGAAGAGGGACAUGGAGCAGAAACACUCCACCAUCCAGCAAAAGGCUGCACUGCAGGAGGUGACUGAGCUCCACUCUGUACCAGACUGCCGCAACUUUUGCGCUUGGAGGUCGUCCUCUGACUUCUCGAAUGACGACACCAAGCUGGAGUACAAUGUGGACGCAGACAAUGGCAUCGCCAUGGAGGGUUAUCUCUUUAAGAGGGCCAGCAAUGCCUUCAAGACAUGGAAUAGGCGUUGGUUCUCCAUCCAGAACAAUCAGCUAGUUUACCAGAAGAAAUUUAAGGACAACCCUACAGUGGUGGUAGAAGACCUGAGACUAUGUACAGUCAAACACUGUGAGGACAUAGAGCGUCGCUUCUGUUUUGAAGUGGUGUCACCCACCAAGAGCUGUAUGAUGCAGGCUGACUCAGAGAAACUGCGACAGGCCUGGAUCAAAGCCGUCCAGAACAGCAUCGCCACCGCCUUCCGUGACAAGGGAGAAGAGGGCGAGAAGCUGGAUAGGAAGUCAUCCACAUCAACAGGGAGCCUGGACUCUGGCGGGGAGCCGAAGGAGAGAUCGCUGAAGGGAGAGAGUGCCCUGCAGAAGGUCCUGGCGAUCCCAGGCAAUGCCUGCUGCUGCGACUGUGGCCAGCCAGACCCCCGCUGGGCCAGCAUCAAUCUGGGAAUCACCCUGUGUAUACAGUGCUCUGGAAUCCACAGGAGUCUGGGAGUGCAUUUCUCUAAGGUUCGGUCUUUGACUUUGGAUACAUGGGAGCCAGAGCUACUAAAGCUGAUGUGUGAACUGGGAAAUGGAGUGAUCAACCAGAUCUAUGAGGCUCGGCGAGAAGAGCUAGGAGCCAGAAAACCACAGCCGGGAGAUCCAAGACAUGAGGUAGAGGCCUACAUCAAAGCCAAAUAUGUGGACCGCCGGUUUGUACGCCGGCCGUCAGAUGAGGAGCUUCGCAACAAAGUUGUUUCUCUGAGCAAACAGGAGAAAAGGCUGAGCAGCAGCUCAGAGCAUCUGCCUCCAAGACCGCCACCACCCACCCCGAAACUCCGACCUGGCUCAAACGUCUCUGGACAGUCAGCAGUUGCCAGCGGCUCGGAGGCCCGCCGCGACUCUCUCUUCUGUCCUGACGAGCUUGACUCGCUCUUCUCCUACUUUGACAACUCAGCCAAGCUCAGGAGCAUAAAGAGUGCAGACAGCGGCAUCCAGAACAGUGCUGAUGGGAGCAGGGAAAUGCUGGCCAACACCGCGUCCAAUAACAGCUUGGCAGAUGCAGAGGCUGCUGAGGCUCCGCCCAUGGCCAUGCCCGCCACACUGCCUCCGCCGUCACCCUGUAAGGAGAUGGUUUUCUACGAGCCCAAAGAGUACAGCCAGGGUCUUCAGCUCUACUGGGCCUCAUGUGCCCGCAGCCUGCCGGACAUGGCGGAGGCACUGGCCCAUGGAGCCGAGGUCAACUGGGUCAACACGGAGGACGACAAGAGGACGCCGCUAAUCAUGGCAGUGCAAGGGGGUUCGCUGGUCACCUGCGAGUUUCUGCUCCAAAAUGCAGCUAAUGUGAACCAGCAGGACGCUCAGGGCCGAGGACCCCUCCACCACGCCACCAUGCUGGGACACACAGGACAAGUGUGUUUAUUCUUAAAAAGAGGAGCAAAUCAAAAUGCUGCAGACAUCGAUGAGAAAACACCUUUGACAAUAGCGGUGGAGGCGGCCAAUGCAGACAUCGUCACACUGUUGCGACUGGCCAAGAUGAACGAGGAGAUGCGAGAGGCGGAGGGGCCCUACAGCCAGUCAGGAGAUGAAACGUACCAGGACAUUUUCCAGGAUUUCACCCACAUGGCCUCCAACGACCCGGACAAGCUGAACCGAUACCAGCAGUACGAUCCGCAAAAGCCCUGACAGAACAGGAAUGCCGUCCACUAGCACUCAGAGACUAGAACCAAUGAGCGACAAGAUCGUGUCUGGAAAGACAUUGUCCAGUUUCCCUCCAACACCAUCGAGCGUUGAUGCCGGUUAGUGCUGCCACAGCUGAACUAACGUCACUAUAUCUGACGUGGCCGAAGCUUUCAUCACAUUUAUUUCAUUAGACAUGUCGCUCAAGUGAAGGGGAACCUUUGUGAACGGCAACCCUCUUUUAAAACUGUGCUUCCCAGUAGGACCUAUUACAUUAAGUGAAUGGUACAGUGUUAAGUCCUAAAAAGAAAAUCAAUUGAUAGUUGAACUUGGUCUGAAUGUAGAGUCACUUAUUUUGACCAAGGUUGAUUUGUUUUGUGUCACACCUCCUGGCAGAAGAAAAUGUCUUUCUUUCUUUUUUAAACAGGUGAGUGUUUGACAUACUGUAAAAUACUCAUUCAACAUUUUUAAGUGCUUCCUUUUCUUCAAUAGGACUCUUGAUGAGCAUAGGCAAACGCUACAGGAUCUUUUUGUAUCAAAGUUCUGCUUUAGUGAACUCUCAGCAGUGUAUUCACGGCAAUAUGCUUUUACUUAUUUGCACAAGUCCGUUUGUCUUAAAUUGCCACUGAUGUUUACCAGUUUUGAUGGUAAGACUUUGACGUGUUAUACUAUGUACAGUGAUUAUAGAAGUCAACAUGUUAUUGAUGCAUCUGAAAUGUUAAAUAGAUAGUAGUUUUUGUGAUUUUUUUUUAAUUUUUUUUUUUUUAAUGCUAAUUAUUUUUUAACUUGGAAUGAUUUUACAUUUUCCACUGUUGUUACCACAUCAGUACCUGCAGCUCGUGACAGUGAGGCAAUCAGCCCUUCAGUUAUGUGGAAUCAAAAUAGUUUCAGUCUUUUUAAGACUAUUCAUUUGUUGAUUCAGUCUCAUGCUGAUAUGAGAUUAAAAAGUUAAGACAUAACGUUGAAGAGCCUUACAUUAGUAUGGACCCAAAGCAAAUAGAGGCUAUUUUAUUUGUUGAUUCUAGAAAUACAAAUAAUAUUUUUACAGGUUAGUAACAAUUUCCUGAGAAGUUUCUUUUCUUCACAACUGUGUAGCAGCUUCAUUAACCCAGAUAAUAGUUUGUUUAAUAUUCUCAACUUCAAUUUGAAAUCCUUAAGAUUUCAGUCCUGAUUGAUUUGGUGAAAAAUGGUGGUUACCAUGGUAACAGCAAGUUCUCAUACUAUAGAAAACAUGAGAUGAGCAGCUACACUGUCGUGAAUAGAGACAUGUAAAUAGUGUAUCUAUUCACAGCGCAGCCAAACAAACUCAAGAGAGUCGGUCUGUGAUCUGUCUGUGGUGACACGAUCACAUUUCGUUCUGCACAUGGUGCUUGUAGUUUACAAUAACGGACGCAGUGGAGUUGGUCAUGGAGUCGCCUGCAGCUCGUCAUCUCAGCGCUCACUGUGGCUGCUCCUACCUGGCAUACUUAAUGCCGACUGACUAGAAAAAAACAAUCGCUGGAUGACAUGUAUGAAACGUCUCCGGCGAAUCUUUGUUUGUGGAUAAGCAAUUUGAAUGGAGUGCACAUUUGGCGCACCCUGCCGCUAACAAUGAAAAAAAAAAUACACUAUAAACCAAUGAUCGCAGGAUGUUGAUACAUGGAAUGACUGUUGCUGAACAACGCAGAGCACAAAUUGCAUCAAAAUUGAGUUUGAUUCCAUGAAACUUGAGGAUUAUAACUGUAGUUCUCCAUAUAUGUUGAAUUUAUUGAUUCCUCUUGACAAACUUGAAUUUUUUUGCAUGUUCUGCUGACCUGCUGUGCACUAAUUGAAAGACUCUGUUAUGAAGGCAGAUAAAUGAAUUGAAUCAAAUGGAAGUGUAGCAAUAAAACAGCGUCUGUGUUUCCCUAUCAGGAGAAAAUUACAGGACUUCCAAGGAAACUUUCCAGGAAACAAUUAAAGAAAUUACUGACCUGUAAAAUAAAGUGUUAGAGAAAUACUGCACAUACAGAUAUGUUUGGAAAUAUCAUAAAACUGGAAAUUCAGUUUUAAUUUAAUCAUUAGAGAAACAUUUUCUUGAUAGAAUAAUCGAUCGACAUCCGGCGACUUCAUUGAAAUAAAUCCUGCAGUUUUCAUGACAGAGUUCAUGUACUGUAUUGUCGGGUCUGUGAUUUUGUUUUUUUUGCCUUGUAAAAUCUUCACUUCUCUUUAACAGUAAGAUAUGAUAUGGAGCACACAGGAAACAUUUAGCCAAUGAAACAUGGGAUACAAUUCUUGUACAUUUUGUACAGAUGCUUUUGAACUCUGCAGAGAAGUGAAGUAUAAAGUUAGUGGUACUUGAAUCAUUGAAUAAGCUUUUGUAUAUGCUGUUCUUUGUAUCCUUUGGUAAUUUUAGCCCAUUUUAUAUUGCCUGUCUGUAUACCACUAUACAUGUACUGUAUAUUCUACCUGUAAUAUGUAAGAACUUCAAUACACAUGGUCAGAGGAUUCAUCAUGAA
Molecule: messenger RNA, 5618 nt
Organism: Acanthopagrus latus (yellowfin seabream)
Lineage: Eukaryota; Metazoa; Chordata; Actinopteri; Spariformes; Sparidae
Product: arf-GAP with coiled-coil, ANK repeat and PH domain-containing protein 2-like
Exons: 27
Coding region: 697-3147 (816 amino acids)
Cellular component (GO): cytoplasm
Molecular function (GO): GTPase activator activity; protein binding
Source: RefSeq, a predicted model, not a curated record